This is a messenger RNA of Perca flavescens (yellow perch), 589 nucleotides long. Its product is annotated as general transcription factor IIE subunit 1. NCBI's taxonomy places the organism in Eukaryota, Metazoa, Chordata, Actinopteri, Perciformes, Percidae. The record is from RefSeq and is a predicted model, not a curated record. Gene Ontology annotation, biological process: transcription initiation at RNA polymerase II promoter. The transcript is spliced from 2 exons. Gene Ontology annotation, cellular component: transcription factor TFIIE complex. Bases 257 to 589 code for a protein of 110 amino acids.
CCUUUGCUACGAUUGGCUAUUGAAUGCAACCUUUGUUGCGGUGUUGGUUUUAUUUCCGAGGUUGUGUUCUCAAAAAGUCAGGAAGCACGCUAGCUAACCUAGCAGUUUAAGGAUUCGGAAAUAAAAAUGUGUCUAGUGAGCUUUAGCUGUGUUUGUUAGAGAGAAAAGUCAGCGUACACUGAAAUGACCUAAGUGAGCGGUGGCACUGGCUUUGGUGUAUUGGUGAAACAACUUUAACGUUUAAGUGUAUCGGAAGAUGAUAGAACCAGAGCUACUGACCGAGGUCCCUGCAGCACUUAAGCGGCUAGCCAAGCAGGUCGUAAGGGGUUUCUAUGGAGUUGAACAUGCCUUGGCCCUGGAUGUGCUCAUUCGCAACCCAUGUGUACGGGAGGAGGACAUGCUGGAGCUGCUCAAGUUUGAUCGUAAACAGCUGCGGUCAGUACUCAACACCCUGAAGGCAGACAAGUUUGUCAAGUGCCGCAUGAGAGUGGAAACGGCCCCUGAUGGCAAGACAACACGGCAUAACUACUACUUCAUCAACUACAGGUGGUUAUUUUCUUUUUGGUUUGCACUGCGACAGUGCAGAUAA